Messenger RNA from Poecilia reticulata (guppy), 2394 nucleotides. The record is from RefSeq and is a predicted model, not a curated record. NCBI's taxonomy places the organism in Eukaryota, Metazoa, Chordata, Actinopteri, Cyprinodontiformes, Poeciliidae.
UCCACCUCUGCAUUAGUGCUGUAAAUGAGUUGGAAACUGGAAACCACUGACCAGAACUUGCCAUCUACAGUCAAAAUGGCAAACCUUUGGCAACUCAUGCUCCUGUUUUGGAUGUGGAUUCCUCCUGGACUCUCAUCCACCAUGAGUUUCAUUGGUUCUCCACAACAAUGUAAAACAGCUCACUUUGUCCCCGGCUACAACCUGGGUGGAGAAGGCUUUGACAUUGUGACAAUGGAGAGGAAGGGUGCCUAUGUCAUCGACACUGAGACAUGGGACCUUGGAAACGGCACUUGCAAAAUGUACAGAAACUUCUACCAGAAUGGAGAGGACCAGAAGGUCCCAGUCUCUGUGGUGGACUGGAGAAUCUUCCCAAAGUGCAGCAUGAAGGUUUCCAGCAUGCUCUAUGAUUCUGUGGAAUCUCUCGUCAACGAUUCCACAUCAUCGGUCUCCAACGACUGGAAGAUUGGUCUGGAAAUCCCUGUAGACCCUUCAGUCACUGUUGGUGUUGGCCUUGGAGGGUCACACUCCAGGGCUUCUGAAUUUGGAAUGAAAAAAUCCAAAAGCGAUCGCUACGAAUUUGUCCGCCAAUCUGUCAACUGUAACUAUUAUAGGUACAGACUGACCACUAGUCCUCCUUUGAGUCAUGACUUUCUUGCAGCUGUCAUCAAUAUGCAAAACAAGUUGACAUUUUCUGUAUAUGAUGAGGAUACUUACUGGAAUAGAGAUCUGCUUGGCGAGUGCUCUUUUGAUCUUCGGAAAGGGUUUGUGUCAGACAGCUGCAUGUUUGAUUAUGGAACGUUCUUCUUCUCUUACUAUGUGGAGUGUGCACCAAGUCUGGGAGGAAGCCGGUGUGAUGAGUACAUUUCCUCCCCCAUGAAUCCCUCACUGGCCAAAGAGUUUUACACCAGGAAUGGGGUUCUGCUUGGCAAUUCCAUGAAGACGUUUUCUAAGACAGCUAGUCAGGCAGGUUUAGACCAGUUUUGAGAUAAUUUCUUGAAAAAGAAAACAAAUGCAUUUGCUUGUAGUGUGUCUUCUUUAACUUUUGUGUGCAAAAGGUUUCGCAGUAAUAUCAUGUCACUAUUAUAUAUGAGCGAAAAUACCCACCAAUAAUCCUGCUUUCACUUUUCUUUCCUGUCUGCAAGAUAUUGCAAUAAAGCAUCCACAAAGACAAUGAAAUGUCUCUUUCAUUAUUGCAAGUGUUAAGAGAAUGUUUUAUUAUAUUAAAAUCCAUAUUUGGACUUCUCUAAACAGACGGCUGUAUUUUUUCACGUCUCUAACAUUAAAUAGAGGUGGAAGCGUUAUUUGACAGUAUAUUUUAGAUAUUUUUUCAUCAUUCUUUCCUUAAAAUGUCUCCCUGACUGAACAAUUUCUCUCAGAUGAACUUUAGGUUUCACUGAUGAUAUUUUUACAACAGUGUACAGCUUUAUCCAUUGGUUGUUUUAAAUGUUUGCUAUAAAUAAUAUUGUUCUUAGCUUUUGAACAGGGCUAUGAACAAACUGGCAUCUCAAUCGCAAAGAGUCUAAUUGCAUUAAAAGUGUGAAGCCUUGAUGUGUGGUACUCAUUUACAUCACUUACUGUCUCUGCAGUUUUGAAAUGGCUGAGCAAAUAGUGAAUAGUGUUGUCUUGAGCACUUUCGUAAAGUGUCACCAAAAUGUGGUUGUAUUAAAAACUGAAACUGGUUUUAUUGUGGAUAAGCAAUCACUCCAGGCGUCGKGUUAGGACAGCUAUUAUAUAUGUUGAGGUGAGUUAUUGGAAGGAGAGAACGUCCGAUUCCAGAAUUAGGCUUAACUUGACUUUAAUAUACUUCCAGCUUCAUCCAUACACAUAACAGGCAGGAUUCAAGGGGGUGCGCUUGUAGAUGAGAUUGUGUGUGUAUUGGGUGUAUGCGUGUGUAUGUAGCUGUGAGUAUGUGUGGUUUCCUAUAAAGACAAACAAAUACAAACMAUGAGUAUAUGUCUGUAAAUGCUCUMCACGCAAACAACAACCAAUCCGACCGACAAUAGCGUAACWCUACAAAACAUACAAGAGAAACACGGCAUUUCGGUCGGAAAUUGUARCASCAGCGACAGCUGCGUCUAAUUAACUGAGCUUACUAGCUUAACCUAAACAGUUAGCUCUAGCUCUACAUAAUACGAACAAACCACACUAAGCGACCAUAACAUUCGACAAGACAAUAUACAAAUACAGCUCUUAGACAUCAACAGUACCACUKACAUUCAAUGGACGCACACGAUGUAAAGAGGUAAUAACAAAUCUGCCUUGAGAGCCGCCCCACUGAAUGCUCAUGUCCAUAAGUGAAGUAUGAAGAAGAAGCCACCCAGUGGAGGAAAAAGGCACUACACAUGAAACACCUAGAUAAAGAAAACCAAACUAAAGGGCUGGAACAAAUAAUUA